Molecule: messenger RNA, 1443 nt
Organism: Entrophospora sp. SA101
Lineage: Eukaryota; Fungi; Glomeromycota; Glomeromycetes; Entrophosporales; Entrophosporaceae
Source: the annotation of a GenBank genome assembly
AUGAAAGUUCCGCAAGGGGUUUUUACUCCUUCUCCGUCAGUUGAUGGAGCAGUGGUGAUAAUUAAACCUUAUGAGGAUAUUGCCAAGUCAAAAGAGCAAUUAGGUUAUUCAGACAAAGUUCGUCCGCAAAAUCUAAAACCGACAGAAUAUUUUCAAUUAUUUCUUUUUUGGCAAGAAAUUAAAAUACACAAAGCGAAUUCAAAAAGUUGCGAUGACUCUUUUGCCAAUAAAAACCUUGGCUAUGGACUUUACCAAAUUUUUCCUUUUGAGUAUGAUGAAAAGUAUGAAAAGUAUGAAGAUGCCUUCAAAGAGGCAAAGAAAAAAAUAUUAAAUAGUUUGAGUAAUUAUAUCAAGGAAAGUUCAAACAAAGAAGAGUUUUCUUUUGUAUAUUAUAAUUAUCAUGAUAGCCGAAAAGGAGGAAUUCGAACGUUAAGUUUAACAGAAUACUUGAAGCUUGUCAAACAAAGCAAAAAUCUAGCAAACUACAUAACUCAUUUGAGAAAAGCACCUGAGAGUUUAGAAGUGAUUAAUUUUGAAACUUUGUUUUCGCUUGACAAAAUAAAAGAUUUUUGCAAUAAGUAUAUACUUUGUGAUGCUUCGCACAAUAAUUUUUCAAAGACCAAGCCUCGUGGCACUCAAGAUAUUUAUUCACCUCGCUCACUAAUUUACCAAAAAAUCCAACAAGCUGCUACUGAAAUAUUACGCAAAAAUAAUUAUCAACCAAUAAUUUUUCCCACUUUUGAAUACAAAGAGUUAUUUAUUAACUCUUUGGGUUCCACCACCGAUAUUAUUCAUAAGGAAAUGUACACUUUUCUUGAUAGAAAAGGCCGAGAAAUGGCAUUGCGACCGGAAGGGACAGCCAGCACCGUGCGUUUGGUCUGUCAAAAUAAACUAAUUACCGAAGGAGUGGAAUUAGUUAACGCCCAAGGAGUUAUCGCUGAUUAUCAAAUAUUAAAGUUAGUUUACGAUAUUUUGCGGAUUCUAGGGAUUAAAGAUUUUGUUUUUAAUUUAAAUUAUUUAGGCGAUAGCGAAACAAAAAAAAGAUAUAAAAAUGAACUAGAAAAAUUUAUUCAAUUUGCUAAUCCUAAUUUCUGUGCUCUUUGUCAAAGAAGGUGCAAAACCAAUCCCCUCCGAAUACUUGAUUGUUUAUUUUGCGUAAGAAAAACUUCUUUUCCUCCUUAUAAAGAUGCUUGGGAUAAAAGCGAUAAUAAUUAUGUAAAUGAACUUAGUCAAGUUUUAGAUAAAUUUAAUUUUCCUCAUCAAUAUGACUAUUCUUUAGUGCGAGAAGUAGGAGAUAUAAAUGCUCCUGCUGUUGGCUUUGCUAUUGGAAUUGAGCGACUAGCAGAUUAUUUAGAAAGUUCACAAUUAUUAGAAAUUAAUAAGUCAGUUGAUGUUUUUUUCUUGGCUACCAGUCCAGAAAUUUAUUUAGAUAUUUUAGUCUGA